AUGGAGAGGACUUCUGUAACCCUUUCAAGGGAUCUUGGAAUGGAUGAUAUGGAAUGUAAUAGCUUGCCCAAUGAUAUGUUAGACGUUGGCGCGUUAGGUCCUGUCGAGUUAACGCUUGGCGGUAAAAAUCUUUCAGCGCAUCUCGUGUUAAAUUCUUUUCGAGAAUCGGAUUGCUCCGUAGCCGAUCGGAUGUUAGGCUGUUCACACUCGGAGAAUCGUAGCACAGUGCAGAACAGUCUAUCGUACCUGAACUGCGAGAUACUUGGGGUAGAAAACAGAGAUGCAGGUAUGAGAAAUUGUUGUGGCGUCACUGCGGCAGGACGUACCCUGAAAUCGAACGAAAAGUAUUUAAAGGAAAUAGUGGCAGUGAUAAUGCAGCAGGACUGCGCUUUGCUCAGCCCUGUCGUCUCGUUCCCGCUUCUCGCUUUUUGCCGGUCUCUGGGUCGCCCUCUCGCUCCUUUCUUUGGAGCAGCUCCAGUCUUUUUUUUUCUUGUUGAGGCGUUCUAUUUCUCAGCCAUCCCUUCUUUUAUCCCUUCCUCCUAA
This is a messenger RNA of Enterobius vermicularis (human pinworm), 543 nucleotides long. NCBI's taxonomy places the organism in Eukaryota, Metazoa, Nematoda, Chromadorea, Rhabditida, Oxyuridae. The record is from the annotation of a GenBank genome assembly.